AUGUUGCGCUCACGGGUCCCAUCGUCGUCCAGGGUAGCGAGUACGGUCUUUAAGCGCGGUGUGCAGCUAGCGUCUCAGCAUCCACCGCUCAAGACCGAGGCAGACUGGACGCAGCUGCAGUACGACCGGGCAUACGUCUCGCAGCUCAAAAAUGUCUUUGACAAGCAGGGACCCGUCCUGACCGAGGAUAGCAAGUGGCGAUUGCGGGACUCGCUGAAUCGUCCGCCGCAGGAGGCGACCAUCUCCGCCCUGCUCGCCGCGGGCGCGCACUUCGGGCACUCCACGUCCCGCCUGAACCCCAACUUUAUGCCAUACGCAUAUGGUACCCGCGGCGGCAUUACCAUCAUUGACCUCGACCACACCCUCCCUCUCCUCCGCCGCGCGACCCAGUUCGCCCGCUCCGUCGCCUACCGCGGCGGCCAAAUCCUCUUCCUCGGCACGCGCCCCGACCUCCGACCCGUCGUACAGAAGGCUGCUGAGCGACUUGGCCCUGGGAACGGCUAUUAUAUUGCCGACCGCUGGCUACCCGGCACGCUCACGAACCGCUUCUCCAUGCUCAACCCGGACGACUUCAAGCGCUAUAACCUCCUCCCUGAUCUUGUUGUCCUCCUCAACCCCAUUCAGAACGCUGUCGCCAUCCGUGAACUUGCUGUCGAGCACGUACCGACCAUUGGUAUCAUUGACUCGAACGCCGACCCUCGGCUCGUCAUGUACCCCAUCCCCGCAAACGACGAGAGCACGCGCGUGGCCGAGAUCAUUGCUGGUGUCAUCUCCAUCGCUGCGCGCGAGGGUGUUCACUUGCGCGAGCGGGAAGCAGCUGAUGUCGCGCGCAAGCGUCUCGCCGACGACGCCGGCAAGUCCGAGGAGGAGAGCGACCUCAGCGCUACGCAGCGCGAAGAGCUCGAGAACCUCAUCCGCCGCGUCGACAGCCGCGCCAUGGUGGAGGAGCACGGCGAGGACCCGGUCACCAGGAGACCUAAGUCAGAGGCGGAGAUCCUUUCGUAUCGCAACCGACCAGUCAAGAAGGACGAGCCGCCCUCCGCACCCGCGCAGAAGCUCGUCGAGUAUGCGGGUAUCUUGCGGUUGCAGGAGACCUUUUACCCCUCCGAGCUGCACGAGCCCCUCCAGAAGUUCGCCACCUUCUUGGAGAGCGUUGCAUGGGAGACUGGUGGCUACUCGCUCGACUUCCAGAAGAGCUUGGACAUGGCGAUCGAGCGCUUUGUGCAGACACAUCCGGAGGAGGCGAAGUCUUUGCUCGGUGCCCCCUCACCAGAGUCCAUCGACAGUACAUAA
Molecule: messenger RNA, 1293 nt
Organism: Schizophyllum commune H4-8
Lineage: Eukaryota; Fungi; Basidiomycota; Agaricomycetes; Agaricales; Schizophyllaceae
Product: ribosomal protein S2
Exons: 2
Coding region: 1-1293 (430 amino acids)
Biological process (GO): translation
Cellular component (GO): ribosome; mitochondrial small ribosomal subunit
Molecular function (GO): structural constituent of ribosome
Source: RefSeq, a predicted model, not a curated record